UCUCUCUCUCUCUCUUCUCCCUGUUUUAUUCCUCUGGCUGAAGCAGUGGUGUACACCUACCCCUCGUCCUGCUGCCGACCAGAGGGGAGUGUAGCCGGCAGAGGCAGGUAGCAGCAGCCCCGGCUUGGUGGACGCAUCCGUCGCAUUCCUCCACCAUGCCGGACCGGGGCAAGAGGCGACGAGUGGAUGCUGUCGGCUCAUUCAACCUAUUAGACACCGGCAGCUCCAUUUAACUCCGCAUGUCAAAGUUUACAUUUUCAUGACGCAGCAGUGUGGAUGGAUUAAAGGUAUGAGCAGGAUGUCUUGAGCUCGCGACCCCAUGCCAUUUUCUGGUAAAUCCAUAACAGCCUAUACUGAGAGUGACUACAUGGAUUAAUACAUUGGAGCGGAUAUAUAAAACAUGGGAGACCUGGAGAGUGGUUUUGAGGAAAUGCAAGGAGUGAGAUUGGGAUACCUGCUCAUCAAAGGCAAGCAAAUGUUUGCUUUGUCUCAGGUCUUCACCGACCUGCUGAAGAACAUCCCUCGGACCACGGUGCACAAGCGCAUGGACCACCUGAAAGUAAAGAAGCACCACUGCGACCUGGAGGAGCUGCGGAAGCUCAAAGCAAUAAACUCUAUAGCUUUUCAUGCCGCUAAAUGCACUCUCAUAUCGCGGGAGGACGUGGAGGCUCUGUAUUUCUCCUGCAAGACUGAGCGGGUGUUGAAGUCCAACAAAAGAAAAGCGAAAGCGGUGUGUUCCCCCGGGGAUGUUGAUGCGUCCUCGGGGCUCCUCCGUGCCGACGCCGAGCUGUGGAAGGAAAAAGUUUGGUUUAGUUUGCACGGUGUCCCGGAGACUCUUACACUUCACAACAAAACGGGCAGGCGGAGAGAGCUGACUCCUUGCCUUACCGACUCCAAACUACCUCAAUUUUACCACAAAUCUCACGGACGGGAGUACCGUUCAGCGACUAAGUCCAGUCACAAACACUUUAAAAACUAUGAAACAGCAAAAAUAACAGGGAACCGCGUUACUUUGAGCCAAAGGCACUCGUUUUUCCGGAGCGCGGUGAGCCGGCAGCCGGUGGUGCUUCAGUCCGCCAUAGCAGCUCAGUCCAGGCUCUCGCGCUCAGCCGGCGACCUACUUCACAAAAGGAAGAGGAGGCGCGAGGGGGGCGGCGGCAGGGACAGCGCGAGGCACUCGUGGAGCAGAAGCAGACACGCGCACCACCACGCACCACCGGUGCUGCUGGUACAACCCAAAUCAUCCGGUAGCCACGGGAACUCUUAUGGCGCUUUCCACCUCGGUCCGGAUUUCUAUCUUGACCCUAGACCUCACCACCAUCAUCACCACCAGCAUCACCAUCAUCAUCAUCACCACCACCACGAACCGACUUUCCCGGAGAGUUAUAGCAGUGACACUGAGUCCAGCACCUACUCGGACCGGGUGUACCCCGACUCGGACUUUGGGUCCGGCUUCUCCACCACCAGCAACUCCGGGAGCUCAGAGGAGGAAGAGGAGGGCGAGGAUGAAGAUGACACGCAGUCAGAGAGUUCAGAGGUCAGCUCAGAGGAGGAAGAGAGCUCCUCUCAGUCCGACUCCAGCUCAGUUUCAAGCCGUGUUUCUGUCCAGAGCAUCCGGUUCAGACGGGCCCGGGUGGGUUCUCUCGCCAAAAGUCUCAGCACUAGUAAAGCACCUUUGGUCCUGCAGCCCACAUUUCACUACAACAACCAGCCACAACAAGAGAAACAACACAGGACACUGUGCCAUGUUGCCACUUCACAGGCAGGGGACAGUAGACAGGAGAGACAGCAAAAAUGUGAAUUUAUUUGUAGUGAAACUAGAAAAGACGUGGGACCCUUACAGCCACCAAAAUUUAACUCAACUGUAGUGGGGGAGAGCUUUUUCACUGAGUCCAAAAGGGAGAGGGCAUCUGAGGCUGAUCCACGCAGGGCUGACCCUGUGGUUGAGCUGAACUCUUAUUCACUGGGACUCAACCGGAGCAAGGCCUUUCACCCCACACGCAGGACAUCGGGGUAUCCCACCAAAUACCCCCCGGGACUGAGCUCGCAGUGUGACCAGGACAAAGACGCCAAGCUCACAAAAUGUACCGAUAAAAGGGAGGCAAAAGCCAUCAGCCUGAAACUGCUCACUCCACUGAAAAAAAUUAAAACAGAGGCGGAGGAGCCCUGUGUGACCGCCGCUCCCCACUCGGACAGCGGCAGGACAGCCAGGACACCUCCCUUCAACCUCCACAAUGUGAAAAUUAAAGUGGAGGAAAGCUGUGAUGAAUAUGAAUACCAGCACCAGGCCACUGUAGUCAAGUGUAAAGGAGAUAAGUCAGAGAGCAGCAAUGGCCAAUAUCCCAGCGGAGUCAUCAAACAAGGGGACUUUUUCAACAUCGGGAUUAAAGCCACAGAGAAGAGCCCUGACGUGGCCCCCAGGUCCCCGUGUGGUCCUCAGGAAUGCAGGAGCACCCAGGACACCCCAUGUAUCGAGGAAGGGGAGCACAGGAACAAAAACUACAGGGCUCCAGCGCUGGGGAAUAAGAAACCCCGAGUUUCCAGGACUCAAACAAAACAAAACGUGCCCAGGGUCAACAAGCCUGCCUCUUCAUCCUCCUCUUCAUCCUCUUCUUCUUGUUCUUGUUCUUCUUCUUCUUCUUCUCGUCCCGUGGGCUGCGAGGAGACAUCCACGGAGGAUUUACCGAGCAGACGCAAACGCAGCAGCGCCAGCACUGUAGUAUCGCCUGCAAAAAUGCUUUUCAGCCUGAUGGCAAAUUUCCCAUCGCCGCCGUCGCUGGUUGUUGGCAGCGACGGGGAUUUGUGCCCUGCUUACUCCCUGAACUCACUGAGGGGCCCCGGGCCUCCCCCUCCGUCCCACCCCGUGUGGAGGUGGCAGCCAGGCGGCCAGAUUCUCCCUCCCCCACACGCUCAGAAAACUAGGAAAUACUGAGCUGGUUUUUAAAGCAGAACAACAAAAAACCCCACGGUGUCCAUCUCCAACAUAAGUGUAGCCUGAGUCUUAACGUGAAUCCACCAAAUUGCUCCAAACUUUAUCGGUGUGUUUUUUUUUCGUCCCCCCUUUUUUUUUUCUGUGAAUGGAUUUACAUUCCGUCUUGUUUUAAAGUUUGAUCGAGGAAAACCUACAAGAUCCCCCCUUUGGAGCCUCAGAAAACGCCCACAGGACUGUGAGACACCGCUCGUGGAUUUAUGCUUAAAAACUUGUGUUUUUAAAAUAAGCUAUCAAUCCUAAGCAAUAUGUUAGGUUCUCAUUAUUGUGUUUACUUGAUUUUUGUUUUUCUCAACUCGACUGUUUCUUCUUCGCUUUUCUAUGCUCGACCUGUUGGAUUGUAUAUGGUGCCAGGGUUUCAGUGGUUUGUGCUUUUGUCUGAAAGAAGAAAGGGGGUAAAAAAAAAAAAAAAAAAAGAAAUCACAGCAUUCCUUGGGAUGAGGCUACUCUUCAUCUAGCUGGAACUGAGAGGAAGUUUGACUUGGUAAAUCCCAAAAAAAAAAAAAAAAAAAAAUGUCAGGGUUCCCAUUCUGUGCCACUGGGCACAUUUUAUAUAUCAAAGCUGUGUUUUCUUUCACGACUGCUUGGCCACACUGGCCCUUGUGUCCAAGUGUUUAGAAUGAUUAAAAUGGGUUUAUUAAUGUCUAUCUAUACAUGCUCACAGUUAAGCCUUUAUUAGAUUUGACAGGAAUUUAUUCCUGGUGGUUGUGGGUUUUUUUUAGAGUGCUUGUGAUCUGGUUUUCAGUCUUGUUUUUCCUUCUGCGGAGUAUUUCCUGGUUUGCAAAUGUGUGUGAUUGUGCACAGACGCAGGCCCAGACACAACACAGGCCUUAUGUACAGACAAUCAAAAAGAAUAAGGCUCAGACCUUCAUAGCACGUUAGGUCCCACGACAGACUCGAUUCGUGUCCCUUCAGGUCCACGUGGCCACCGAUUUCCUCUGCACAUCAUAUUUGUGCCAGAGGAAGGAGUCUGUAUUUGCGUUCAGAGCACGAACGUAAGUCAGGAAAAUGUAAAACACAGACAUAUUGACAAUGUCCAAGAUAGGCUGCCAGUGGGAUGUGAAUCAGGAGUCACCGUGGGGGGAAACAGCACCAAAACAGCGUGAAACACCUUCUAGCUACACUGGCUACCCAGAAACAAUGCGACAAAGCACAAGUGAUAGGCUUAAAUGCAUUGCACUUUGAUACUGUUGGGGGUCUCGUUUCAGCUUUAGGGUUUUCUGACGAGCCUGUGAAAUGAUGUCAGAGAGAUGCUGAUAGAAAAAAAAAAAACAGACUCAAGAUGAGACAGUUUAAUUUGGAUGUAAACAAAAAGGCCAAACUCCAUUCGUUUUCCUGCUCUUUGAUAUGUACUAUAUUUAGGAUUUAUCCAUGUGCGUUUCUAAACAUACCCUGAUGGGUUUCUGGUUUCCUAUAAUUUAAUAAUAUGCUAAUUUCCUGAAGCCAAUGUUGUUCAUUAUUCUAUUUUUAGUUGAAGUCAAUUGUCAUGAUCAGAGCUGGAAAAACGUCUUUUAUUUCCUAUUAUUGGCUGAGACACCCAAAAUACAAUUAGCUUUUUAUUUUAAAAAAAAUAUCGCUUUCCUUCUGUCAAAUAGAUCACUAUCUCACAUUGCAUUAAUGUAGCCUUUUGAAUAUGGCCGCUCAGUGAAUGUAGUACCCCAGGUAGAUUUCAUACAUUUAGUUGUAGCUCCUCUGACUUCAUCGUGAAUGAAAGAGGAGUAAAUCAAGUGGUGGAAGCUGCACCUACAUGUUUGGAUUUUAAGGAAAUGUGUAGAUGUUUUUAAUGGCAGUGCAGGACGCGCUCUGCUAAUUGGCAGGCUUUUCUGUCGGCGACAAAGAGAGGCCCAGCUUAUGGCGAGCCAGAUCACAACAAACCCAAAGCCCGUGAAUGAUGUCAGCCUCCUCACAAGCACAGCAAAGGGUGCAUUCAUUCAGAGGAUUGUAGAAACUAUUUAAUGGGUGAUUGUAAAAAGAGGAAAAAAUGUACAAAAAAAGCGAGUUUCACUCUGCCUAAAUCAGUGUGGAUACAUAUGGUAGAUGUUUAGCCAUGUUAUUAAAGCACCACUUUGCAGCCAUGAAGCCCCAACUCACCAUGGGCCUUAUUUCUGAGGCUGGAGCAACAAUUCAAACUUGAACUUAUUCUCAGCCUGUAAACCGGCUAUUUCUGAAGCUAUGACACAAGCUGGUGUAUGAGCAGGCUAGCAGUAAAAAAAAAAAACGGAGGGGGUUGCACAGGGUUGAGGGGAGGGGGGUGUCGCUGUGUUGCAAGAGCGAAGCUUUCAACCUUUAAUCCGCAUGUCAAAAGCAUAGGCUGCACGGCAUAGGAAGAAGAGGAAUAGCCUGUGCCCAAAGCUGUGCGGGUUUUGCCCCCCUGACGCACCAGCCUAUUCUCACGCAGUGCUCACAAUGCACGGCUGAGGGACGGGGAUGGUGGUAAUGGCCUGUUGGGAGGGCCUUUCCACCAUUAAGACAAAUAGCUCUCUGACAGUGACGCUAUCAAUGUAAACAAUUGCAUCGCGCAGCAGCUAGAGGCUGCAUGCUCUCUCCCCCAUCCUCCUCUUCCCCACUACCCUGCCCUCCUCAUUCACUCAUUUACUUCGCUGUUUUGAUACAAUACUUGAGGUCAGGUUUUUGACAUGGAAUUUGAAGUCACUGGUUGUUUAUAUGAGACUGAAUAUUUAUUUUUGUGAAUUUUCUGGGGUUUCUUGUAUAUUAAUUUUUUUUGUUGUGAAUAUAUAUAUAGUACAGCUGCACUCGAAAUGGAAACUUGAACGGUGGAUUUCUGAAGCACUUUCCCUUUCUUUUUUUAAUUAUGAAGCAUUCAUUAAACGCGACUGAGUGUAA
This is a messenger RNA of Seriola aureovittata, 5833 nucleotides long. It is a transcript of the gene skida1, whose product is annotated as SKI/DACH domain containing 1. Lineage: Eukaryota; Metazoa; Chordata; Actinopteri; Carangiformes; Carangidae. The record is from RefSeq and is a predicted model, not a curated record. The transcript has a single exon. Bases 401 to 2932 code for a protein of 843 amino acids.